GAGGCCAUGCGGGAAUAUAAAAGCCUCAUCCCACCUGUGCUGCUCUGACAGAAACUCCAGCUCAAAUAUCCUCUCUCCAAGGAGUAGUGCGUACCUUCCAGACAGCAUGCUGCUUCACUUAUGUCUCCCCCUGGUGGUGGUGUUUAUCCAGCCCACUCUCUCCACCUACAACUGCUCGUCUGAGUAUGACCGGGUACCAGACAACACUGACAUGAUGGUGGACUGUGGCACCAGCAUGAUCACGCUCGAGGUCAACCUCUGCUCGGCCCAGUGGGCGGGCUUUAAUGCGACGGGCCUGGCACUGAACGGGGAACACGGCAUCCCCGACUGCCAGGGCACCAUCCACACGGACGUGGUCCCUCCGGUGAUCCGCUACCAGCUCCCUGUCAAUCACACACAGGCUAACCCGUGUCGCCAGUCGCUGCAGAUCGUGGAUGAGGCGCCCGACCCUUCGGGGCACUUCGGAGAUUUCCUCACCGUCCAGUCGUUGAUCAUCACCGGCUUUGUGGACACGCCGGGCUCCAGCGAGGGCUUGAUCAGCUACGCCACUGACCUCUACUACCACUUCUCUUGCCGGUACCCGCUGGAGUACCUCCUCAACAACACACAGAUCAUAGCGUCUUCAGUCUCAGUGGCGAACAGGGACAACAACGGAACCUUCAUCGACACCCUGAAGAUGACCGUAUAUAAUGACACCAACUAUAAUCAUCAAUUGCUGGUGCCCAUCAGUGGACUCGAACUGAGAACCAAAAUCUAUGUUGAGGUUGAGGCUGUCAACAUGACUGGGAAUUUCAAUUUGUUUCUGGAUCACUGUUUUGCGACAUCGAGCCCUUAUAACCUAUCCCAGACGGAGCGGCACAACUUCUUCAUCGCCGGCUGCUCUGUGAACCAGAAGGCCGCACUCACCAUCAACGGCGUGGCCAAGAACUCCCGCUUCAACUUUGAGGCGUUCCGCUUCGUGGAGCACCGAGACCAGGAGAAGUCCAGCAUCUACCUCCACUGUAUGCUCCGGCUGUGUGAGCCCACCAAGUGUCAGGCACUGAUCGACGCCUGUACUAGUCGAAGAAGAAGGAGUUCGGCUCGCUCCGUUGAACAGGACACGGAGGAGGUGGCCACGGUGUCCUUUGGUCCGCUCGCCAUGGGCAGAGAAGACUCGUCCCUUGCAGCUGAAGAUGAAGAUGCCGCAAGCCAAUCCCCAGCAGAGGACAGCAGUGUGACAGCAGUGGUGCUGGGGGCGCUGUUUGGAUCUGCUGCUGUCACCUUGGUGAUCCUUGCCAGCUGGAUGGCCGUCAAGAAGUUCUACUACUCAGGGGCGGGCCUUAGUGCUUUUAACUGACGUGGUCACACGACAGGUCAGCUGAUGCUGCCACACCAUAACUGUAUUCACUGCAGGUCAUGGUAGGGGAUUAGUUCAAAUACUCUCAAGAUGUAUUCAUCUGAAACAUUGAUCACAAUUAUGCUUAAUUAUACUAAGCAAUCACUCAUAAGUGAUCCCUCAGCUGUCCUAGUCAUAUUUUACUGUGUUUUUUCUGUAUAACUGUAUUAUGUAUCAAUAUGUUAUAUUGGUGAAUGAGGGAUCUGUAUCGGAACUCCAUCUAUGAAAUCUAUGAAAGUAAUGUUUCAGUGCUGUUUUCUCAAUGAUCAGCGUGUGAAUAAACAGCGGUAUGUAUUAACUCAUGAUGAUUUACAAUGCUUGGAAAAUAAAAAAUAUCAAGCUCAA
Gadus morhua (Atlantic cod) is the source of this 1720-nucleotide messenger RNA. RefSeq names its product zona pellucida-like domain-containing protein 1. The record is from RefSeq and is a predicted model, not a curated record. Lineage: Eukaryota; Metazoa; Chordata; Actinopteri; Gadiformes; Gadidae. The coding region runs from base 107 to 1336 and encodes 409 amino acids. The transcript has 11 exons.